Molecule: messenger RNA, 8848 nt
Organism: Phacochoerus africanus (Common warthog)
Lineage: Eukaryota; Metazoa; Chordata; Mammalia; Artiodactyla; Suidae
Gene: AGBL1
Product: AGBL carboxypeptidase 1
Exons: 23
Coding region: 244-3606 (1120 amino acids)
Biological process (GO): proteolysis; protein side chain deglutamylation; C-terminal protein deglutamylation
Molecular function (GO): metallocarboxypeptidase activity; zinc ion binding
Source: RefSeq, a predicted model, not a curated record
GCUCAGCCCUCCCCUGCCGGGGCUCACCUAAUCCCCGCAGUGGGAGUCGGGGGGCAUCCGCGCAGGCCCAGGGCUAGGGUUGCAGCACGGUCACUUCACACUCGGCAGGCAGCAUGUGCAGCUGAGGCCCCUCUCCGGGCUGCAGUCUCCCUCGAGGCGGGCAGCGAGGUCAGCCUGGCAGCCACUGCCUCUCUCCAGCCCAGAUCUGGCCUCAGGCAGCCGAUUCCCGGACCCGAGGAAGUGAUGGCGGAACAGGAAGCCAGUGGGUUGCAGGUCCUGCUGCAAACACUCCAGAGUUCCUCUGACAAGGAGUCAAUCCUGACCAUCCUCCAGGUCCUUGGAGAUCUGCUUUCCGUUGGCACAGACCGGAGGAUUCGCUACAUGAUCAGCAAGGGUGGCAGCGAAGCCCUUCUGCAGACCCUGGUGGACACUGCCCGGACGGCUUCUCCAGACUAUGACAUCCUGCUGCCCCUCCUCCGGCUGCUGGCCAAAGUUGGCCUGCGAGAUAAAAAGUUUGGACAGAAGGCACUGGAAUUGGAAGCACUUGAUGUGACAUUGAUUCUGGCCAGGAAAAACCUGUCCCAUAGCCAGAACCUCCUGCACUGUCUCUGGGCUCUGCGUGUGUUCACUUCUAGUGUCACCACAGGAGCCAUGCUAGGAAUUAAUGGAGCAAUGGAACUGCUUCUCAAGGUCAUCACCCCUUACACCCAGAAGCACACCCAAGUAAUCAGGGCAGCCACUGAAGUUCUGGCAGCACUGCUGAAAUCCAAGUCUAACAGCCGCAGGGCGGUGAACAGAGGCUAUGUCUCGGGCUUGCUCAGGCUGCAUCAGGACUGGCACAGCCAUGACACAGCCAAUUCCUAUGUAUUGAUCCGCCGGGCGCUUCUGCUCUGCCUCAAGCAUAUUGCCAACCUCCGGUCUGGCAGGGAGGCCUUCCUGGCAGCUCAGGGCAUGGAGAUCCUGUUCAGCACAACACAGAACUGCCUGGAUGACAAAAGUCUGGAGCCUGUCAUCUCCAUUGUGCUUCAGAUCCUGAGGCAAUGCUACCCUAAGAGCCCGCUUCCCUUGGUCACAGCCGAUAGCGCAUACACCUUCCCAGGCACUAGGAGCAUCACCUCUGACCCACCACGUGUUCUAACUGAAGAAGAUUUUGAAGAGGAUGGUGAGGAAGAGGAGGACAAAGACUCGGAUUCUGAAGAUGUGAAAGAGGAAGAUGAUGACUUGGAAACAGAUGUGAACAAGCUGAGUUCCAAACCUGGUCUUGACCGACCUGCAGAGGAAUUAAUGCAGUACGAGGCGAUGUGUCUUGAGCUCUCCUGCAACUUCAAGGAACUGGAGUCUGAAGCUGGAGAUGAUCUGACGUUUGAUGAGACUCAGUAUACUAAUCACCACCACAUUCCGACCCCUGUCUCCCCCAAGGGGUGUUGCUUGAAUAAGGACCAAGUUUCCUGGGGACAUGAAAGAGAAGCCACAGCCCAAACCUCCCUUCUGAGCAGGGCGAAGAUGGGGAGGUCCAACCUACAUCUAACCUCCAAAAAAGGACCUGGAAUGAGCCCACACCAAAAUGUCCAAUCCAAAGGUUUUGGGCUCAGUUCUUCUGGAAGUAAAAGCCCCAGUAUCCAGCCACUCAUCAAAGAGGACACUUGGGACAUAGACAUGAUUUCCUGCCCAAGGAUGAGUGCCUCCUUGACCAAUUCCACUCAGCCUAAAGAAAUUGCUGAAUUAAUGGAUAAGCUUCUGCAGACACAUCCCAAGAGUGUGGCCUUCCAUGACCCCUAUCUUUAUAUGGCCAAAGCUAGAAGAACCAGAUCUGUUGCUGACUUCACAAUGAUGGCAUUUCCUGAUUUCUGGGGACACUGUCCACCUGCCUCUGCCCAGUCCAUGUUGGAACGUAAAUGUGGAGUUCAAAGGAUCAAGAUAUUUGAGGAUGUCCGGAGGCUCAUCCAGCCAAAUGAUGUUAUAAAUAAAGUUGUCUUCAGCUUAGAUGAGUCUUGGCCUUUGCAUGACAUUGCUUCUGACUGCUUACAAUUCUUCUCCAAGUUUGAGUCAGGAAAUCUUCGCAAAGCAAUCCAAGUGCGUGAGUUUGAGUACGACUUACUGGUCAAUGCUGAUGUGAAUAGCGCCCAGCACCAGCAGUGGUUUUACUUCAGGGUGACAGGUAUGAGGACUGCCAUUCCUUACCGCUUCAACAUCAUCAACUGUGAGAAGCCCAACAGCCAGUUCAAUUACGGGAUGCAGCCCACACUGUAUUCUGUGAAGGAGGCUCUUCUAGGCAGACCUGGCUGGGUACGGACAGGCUAUGAAAUCUGUUAUUACAAAAAUCAUUAUCUCCAGAGUGCAGCCAUCACAGGGGGAGCAUCUGGGAAGUACUAUUACACCCUCACCUUUACCAUCACCUUCCCGCAUGAUGAGGAUGCCUGCUACCUGGCCUACCACUACCCCUACACCUACACCACCCUCAUGACUCACCUUGACAUUCUGGAAAAAAGCGUGAACCCCAAGCAGGUCUAUUUUCGGCAUGAGGUUCUCUGCCAGACGCUUGGAGGGAAUCCCUGUCCAUUGGUGACCAUCACCGCCAGGCCAGAGUCUAACAGCGCCGACCAUUUGGAGCAGUUCCAGCGGCGCCCAUACCAGGUGAUUACUGCUCGAGUUCAUCCAGGGGAGAGCAAUGCCAGCUGGAUGAUGAAGGGGACCUUGGAGUUCCUGGUCAGCAGUGACCCUGUGGCUCAGCUCUUGAGAGAAAGCUUCAUUUUCAAGAUCAUCCCCAUGCUCAACCCAGAUGGUGUCAUCAACGGCAAUCACAGAUGCUCACUGAGAGGGGAAGAUUUGAAUAGACAGUGGCUCUCCCCCAAGGCUCAUCUCCAGCCUACAAUCUACCAUACCAAAGGGCUCCUCCACUACCUAUGCAGCAUCGGCCGGAGGCCCAUGGUGUUCUGUGAUUUCCAUGGUCACUCCCAAAAGAAGAAUGUGUUUCUUUAUGGUUGUAGCAUCAAGGAGACCUUGUGGCAAGCAGAGUCCACUGUGGGCACAUCAGACCUCUCAGAAGAUGUCAGCUACAGGACUCUUCCCAAAAUCCUUGAUAAACUAGCACCAGCAUUCACAAUGAGCAGUUGCAGCUUCCUCGUGGAGAAGUCUCGAGCCUCCACAGCCCGGGUUGUGGUGUGGAAAGAGAUGGGAGUGCCCAGAAGCUACACCAUGGAGAGCAGCUACUGCGGCUGCAACCAGGGCCCCUAUCAGGGUCUACAGUUUGGUACCCGUGAACUGGAAGAGAUGGGAGCCAUGUUCUGCUUGGGCCUCCUCAUCUUGGAACUCAAGUCUGUAAGCUGCAGCCAUCAGCUCCUGACCCGUGCAACAACUCUACUGAAUGCCACGGAGGAAUCUCUGGACCACCACCUCCAACGAUGCAGCAGCAGUAGCAGCACCACUUCAGAACUGGAUGAUGAACCUCCCUGCCUGGAGGAGAUUGAUUACGGUACCGACAGCAGCUCAGACCAGGAAGGGAACUUCUCCGAGCUGGACCGCCAAAUCCAGGAGUGCGCUUUCAAGAAGGAUGAGGGAGAGGAAGAAGAGAAGGGGCCAGGGCAGGAAAGAAAAGCCAUCUCAUAACCCCAAGCCUCAUCAAGUGUUGUGCCUCUAACUAUUGGAUUAGCUGCUAUGUUGUUGCUUUACCAUCAGACACAAAAUUUUGGCCAUGUGAGGUCAACCACUUUACAUCCAGAUUUUGUCCUAGUUUUGCUAUGCCUAGAGAGUGGCUGCUUCUUAAUUACAGCACUUUGCAUAUAUAGUUAGGUGGCUUUUUGGGCCCAUGCAUGUUGUCAUUAUGCUAUAAUGGAAGACUUUUCAAGAUGACUAUGGAUCCUCUGAAGACUGUUCGGAGCUCUUUUCCAUUCCUGUGCUUGAAACUGGAGGAGUAGGAAUUGGACUUUCUUCAUAUUUUCUCAGCCAGAAUUCUAAGUGAUUAAGUUGUUCUAUAGAUGAGUGUUACCCCCCUGUUGUUUCCUUACUCUACCAUUGGAGCAACUCAUCCCAAACCCUGAGCCCCACAGAGACAUCAGGAGUCCUCAGAGGGUUUUCAGUUGCUUGGUGAUUGAUCAUGAAAGACUGUAUUAUCAAGUAAUCACCUCUAGUUGGUUUUAAUAGUAUACAUUUUGCAGAUCCAGUAUAAGCCAGGAGCUGUCCUAGAUUCUAAGGGAAGGGGCACAAUGGUGAAUAACAUAUGGCCAUUGGCCUUAAUACAUUUGAAAAUCCUAUGAAAUUCAGACCACUAGCCAUGAUCCUAAGAGGCCACAAGGCAUGGUGGGCAAUUCAUUCAUUUUAAAAUCAGAUAUAUGUGGCCCAUAUCUUGAUUCUGGCAGUUACUUGUUAUGAGAACUCAGGCAAGUAAUUAAAUCUCCCUAAACCACAGUUCAAUGAAGAUAAGUGUAUCUAUAUCAUAGAGUUAUUGUGAAGAUGAAAUGAGAUAAUAUGUAAAGUAUACAGUUUGGCACAUGGUAGACACUCAACAACAUUGGCUUGUUUUCUGCCUAACACAGGCAGAGCAUUCUGUGGAUGUAUUCUCACCAUUAAAAAAAAAAUCUAUGGAGUCAUAUGGUUGGGAAGCACUCUCUUCCUGGAGGGGAUCAGACAGAGAGGUUGCAUAGGAGCAGAGCCGAAGAGGUUGGCAUUGCUUAGAACAAGUGAAAAUGGAGCCACAUCCUUCAACAUACAGAUAGAAACAGUUUAAAAAUUUGAAAGAUGAGAUAUCCAGGGCCAAUGCAGAAAGAAUGAGAGGAGGCAUGGAAGGCGGAUUAGAAUGGAAGAUAAAAUGGAGAGAAGAUGUUAGAUCAAAUUUAUGUUCAUCCAGAUACCUGAUGUAUUGAGUUAGAAUUAAGCUUGGCUAUGAGAGAUGGAAAAUCCAGAACAGCAGUAGCUUUUGUAAAAUUAAAGUCUAUUUAUUGCUCAUGUGGAAUCUAGAUAUAAGCAGGCCAAAGCUGGUAUCUUGAGUGCAUGGUGUCAUGUACUCAGUUUCAGCAGCUUUCUACCCUUUCAGGUGUUGCUUUUCCUCUUGGUCUAAGAUAGCUGCUGAAGCAUCAGACUUUGCAUCUGCAUCCCAGUCAGCAGUAAGAAGGACAGAAAAAGAACAUAUUCUCUGUAUUUCCAAAACUAUGCAUUAUGCUUCUGCUCAAUCUCACCAUGCAGAUAGUGGUCGUGUGAAUACAGGUAGCUGAAAAAGAGGUUGAAAAAUGUAGUCUUUAUUUGAGGUAGCAAGGCUAGAAUUUUUAAAUUUUAAUAUUAAGGGAAAAGGAAAAAAUGCAUAUUGGGGAUCAAAUCAAAGACUUUCCCUGAUACACCUAUCACCAACAAGAGAUUUUAGAAAAAGAAUAAUUUCAGGGAAAACUCAUAGUCCACAGUUCUAGACCAGCAAAGAGCCUCAGGAAAAAAAAAUGCUGUAAUGUAGCCCUGAGGCAUACAAGAAACUUAUGGUUGUGCUGUGAUUUUUGAAAUAUUUAUUAUUAUUAUCCCUUAUUUUUCCAACUCCCUUUCAAGUUUCUUUGCCAUCAUUCAGAAAUCACAACUCAUUCUUUGUAUCAAGGCAUUCAGGUUUCUGUAAGAUGCACAAAAGGAUUAAGGGAAAUAGUAAGAUACUGGACUCAAAUCCAAGCUGGAAGCAUCUCUUAACUUUACCGACAUUCAAUAUUUCCACUCUUAGAGGAUGGCAUAAUGCUUCUGUUUUUUUCAUUGCUUUGAGGUCAAGAAGAUAAUAUUGUUGAAAAUGUAAAUGGUGACAGGGAUGGAAAUCAUACUAAUUCAACAUCACCAAAUCACAUCUCUGCUCAAAAUUGCUUAUUUAUAAUGUUUCUGAGAAUAUGACCAGGGCAGAUAAAUUCUAUGUGGUAUGUUCAGGAAAAGCCAGAAACAUAAACUAUUGAUUCAUCUACAUAAAAUAUAUAUUAAUUACCUGGACUCACUCUGUUUCAAGUUACUGAAAGCUUAGAGGAGAGAUGGACAGUAAACAUUUUAUUUUCAUUCAGUGGCACAUGGCAUUAUGGAGCUAUGCAAAGGUGGAUUGAGAAUCACUUCAUCUAACAGAGGCAGUGGUGGUGCAAAAAGUCUACCCAAAGCGAUGAUAAUUUAGUGACUUUUUUGAGGAUGUGUAAGAGUUCCUGGUUAAAAAGAAGAGGAAGGAUACACUAAAAAGUGGGAAGAGCUUGUUCAAAGGCCCUGUGGUAGGUUUGGCACUAGGAAUAAAAUAUCCAUUGUAACUGAUUUAAAAGAUGUACUUCUAUGUGGGCAAAGGAGAUGAGUGACAAGACAGAAAAUCAAAAAGAUAUACAUGGAUCAGAUCAAGCAACAUUUGUCAUUCCUUUAUGAAAAGGUCAGAUUUUAUUCAGAAUGUGCUGGAGGGAGACAAAGAAUUUUCAGCAGAGGCAUGGCCAGGAUAGAUGUCUCCAUGUAUACAUCAUCCUUCUGCACCACUUAUGACUGAUUGACUGUCACCCUCACUGUGCUGGUUGCUCAGUGGUCUGAGAAGUACACUGCGUGUGACAUUAUCAUAUUUGAAGAGCAGCAGGUUUUGGAUAAGGUGAAAGAUAAGGAGUGCAGUUUGGGGCCAUGUUGAGUAUUGGGUUCUAUGAGAUGUUCAAUUGGAAAAAGACUUCUCCAGAAGUAUAUCAGAAAAAUAUGUAUAAAAUGAGGUAUAUCCAGUGAGCUUGAGGACUUGGGUGGAAGUCUUGAGCAAAUGAGCCCAGUUGCCAGCCAGUUGGAGGAGUUUGCUUGGAGGGAACGAGAAAGUGGGAAGGAAAGCAGACUUUCCUCCAUUCCUGCUGGGAUGGAAGGCCAUUCUGUGUCACACCUCACCCAUCUUCAGUCUACGGGUUGGGAAGGCUCAUCAUAGGUCAAGCGCAGAUAGCCCUAGGAGUGGCUUUUCCAGCCUGGCCAGAUAUGUGUCUUGCUGGCCAAACCACUAUGGUAAAUUGUGCUGAAAAAUGUUCUAUCGAACUCGGAGCCAAAUGAGAUUAUGCAAGAAUUCCGAUGAGUUGUAAGCUCUAAUAGGAAGCAUAUGAGGUUCAAAAUGUGCAGAGAAAAUGUAUCAAAAGAGGUGAUGUGGGGUCCAGGCCAUAUGCAUGGCAGUUGCUGUCUGGGGCUCUGCACGGCUGAGCUAGAACAGGGGACCUUCUUCACCCCCAGGAUAGUCAUCAAGGGUAGAGAAACAUAAGACUUCUUGUGAUCUCCUAAGGGUCAUAUUUCCAGGAUCCCCUAAGCGUGGAAUCUGCUGUCUCUUCAUUACACUUCCCUAUAAGAGUCCUUUUGGCUACUUUAUAGACUCAGGUUCUGCCAUUCUCCAUCUUCAGGUUACCAUGGCCUCAUCUUAUCUCAUCAUAGUUGUCUAAGCACAUGAACAUACAUAAAAAUACAUGUACACACACACACACACACACAUUCUUCUUGAGCCACAUAUCUACCUAAAUGCUCUCUUUGAGUUUUUAAUUUUUUUCUCAUUUUCCCUCUCUCUGAUAAUCAUCUUUCAUUAUUUCAUCAAGGUAUCAAGACCUAGUUCAAAUAUCACUUUUCUUUCCUCUCCUAGUCACCCUGAGUCAAGUUAAAUAAUUUCUUUUCUGUGCCCCAAUGCACUGUUUAUACAUUCAUUUUAUACCAUGCUUGCCAUUUACAACCUUAUUCAUGUGUUUUUUUACAGCUCCUGGCCUGUUUUUUUAUAGCUAUUCCCACUGGCCAAUGAAUAGAGACCUCUAAGAUGCAUAGACGACCUGCAAUUAUCUUUAUAUUUCUCCCCACACCUGUCAUAUUUCCUGAAACAUUAAACUUUCUCGAAAAUGUAUCUCGCCCCAGCCUCAAAACAGGACAUCCAAUGUCUCCUUGAAACCCCAUACAUUUCCCUUAAAUUCCUCCAUUUUCCAUCUCAAACCAGAGGUUGUGUUAUAAGAAGGGGAAGUGGUUUCAUUAAAACAUCAUCGAGUACAAGUACAGCCCAGCCCCUCAAGCUGAUUGUUGUCAUGGAAGACUGUUCCCCAUGUGAGGUGAGCAUCAUAAGGGCAGGGUGGCCUUGUCUUUCCUGGAUUGUACAAAUAUUUAGAGAGAGCAGUGAGAACAGAGGAAUAGAAUCUCUGCCAUUUUCACCAAGGUGCUCUGGAGCAUAGGCUCACUGUUGAGAACUGGCACUUGAUUCCACGUGCAUUGUGCCAACUUGGCUGUCUGGGUGCUUCUUUCAGUCCCAUCCACUGGCUCCAAUUUCUUCUGGGUUUCCAGUAAAAGGACACAGAGCCACAAAGAACAUUCAAAUGUAACCUGAUGGUUGAGUUACAAGCUUGCAUCGCGUGUUGCCAACACAAGUAAGGUCACGUUACUCCCGAGGGAGGGGGAAUUCUCAGCACAGCUUCCAUUGCCUGGCCUGAGCAACUGAGCUCCAGAGUCAGUGUCAUAUUCCCAGGGGAGCCUCUGCCUUCUGGCAAGAAAAGGUUCUUCCAUGAAAUGCCUGGCACUAAUCAGCCUUGUUAGAGACUCAGAAUAGAAACCUGUGGAGGGGAUCUGGGUAUUUGCAUCCUCAGCAGAGUGAUGGAUUUGUUUGACCCUGUUGGUACAACCCAGCCCUGCCCCCUAAAGGCUCUAGUCCUGGAAAGAUACAUGGUUGUGCAGCCUGCGUACUAACUGUGCACGCUUUUUUUGGACAAAAUAACUCAUAAGGUCUGGAGUCUGCUGCUGUCUUCCCAACAGAUGUCCUCCUCUGUUUGUGUUGUAGUUUGGCUCCAUGUGUGCUUGCGUGCCCGAAUGAUUCUUGAUAAAAAGUGCUGUUUAGAAAAAAGGAACUGCUAAAAGGAAAUUUUUAGAUAAAAAUGGAUUGUGUUACAGCCUU